CUGUUAAGAUAUCGUCAAGAAAUUAAUUAGAUGAAAAGUUGAUCUGUGAAUUCAGCAGCUGAAAGGAAGAUACACUUUACUCAGAAGGGGAAGUAACCGCUGUAUCUCUCCUAAAGAAGUCAGAAACGUUGACAGUCGAGGGCGAGAGAACAAGAGAGAGAGACGGAGAGGAACGAUGGCUGAAUUCAGACGGAUUCAAAUAACUUUAUUUGUGAUUCUGCUGCUUCAGUUUACAGCAGUAGCUGGACAAAACACCCUCUCUGUCAUUGUCAGAGCUGGAGAUGAAGUCACUCUGCCUUGUGAAAAUGUGAUAAUUCAGGACUGUAGUACCACUACUUGGCUUUUUCGUCAUGAACGGGAAGCAUCAGUAGAGCUGAUAGAGCAUGGGCAGAUUAAAGAUGGGAUUCCCAAAUCAAAAUCAGACAGACUGAGUGUUAGAGAGAAAUGUUCUCAGGUUAUAAAGAAUGUCACAGAGGAGGAUGUUAGUCGUUACACCUGCAGACAGAUCAACAGAUAUGGACAACAACAAGAUCCAGAUGCUGUGGUUUUUCUGUCUGUUGUCAACAUGGAAGAACAGAAGAACACUGAUGAUAGAGUCACCUUGAUUUGCUCUGUGUUGACUGAUGCUGGGUGUGAACACACAGUGAAGUGGCUGUAUGAGGGGAAUGAGACUGUUGUGGAGAUAACACCUCAUACCUGUUCAGCCUGUGUGAUAUUUCCUCCUCAUCUUAAUCAGAAGUUACUGAAGUGUAACGUGACAGAUAAGAAGAAUGGAAACACGCUGCUGUGUAAUGUCGGCCCCCAGUCCUCUUGUAAGAAACCAGGAAACACAACAGUGGGAACAGAUAACACAUCAACAAAAGUACAGUGUGCAGCUCGUGUGUGAGAUCCUGACAGAGCUCCAGCUCAGCGGGUCUGUGAAGGGGGAGAGGCUGACAGAGAAGGCAACAAA
Molecule: messenger RNA, 952 nt
Organism: Perca fluviatilis (European perch)
Lineage: Eukaryota; Metazoa; Chordata; Actinopteri; Perciformes; Percidae
Exons: 5
Coding region: 176-886 (236 amino acids)
Biological process (GO): T cell activation; positive regulation of ERK1 and ERK2 cascade; interleukin-15-mediated signaling pathway
Cellular component (GO): external side of plasma membrane; membrane raft
Molecular function (GO): protein tyrosine kinase binding; MHC class II protein binding
Source: RefSeq, a predicted model, not a curated record